CGUCUAUAACGGUUCGGAGAAUUGCUGAGCCAUCGACGAAUUCGUAUCUGGCGCGAAACGCCGCUCGCGCAUGGUGGCAGUCUCGAUCGUAUAUCACAGACAGCCGCAUGCAGUUGACCUGCUCGAGAUAUCGUGCAUCUUUCCGUCCUCUGUCCGGACCUCAUUUCAUCUACCAUGUCAGUUGUCAACCGUUACACACCCAUCUAUCACCAGGAGGAUGCCUAUCCGAUCGCGGCCGGCGGCGGUCGACUCAUUCGUGAACGAACUGUAUAUUCGCUCGAAGCACUCGAUGCAUUGGUAUCACCUCCCGAAGAUGAAGUUAACCAGGCGCCCUCGUACAAGCAGAUGAUGCAUUGUUCUCACUGCUUCAAACCACGCUCCGAAGUUGAGAAGCUCAUGAAGUGCUCCCGGUGUAAGGUGGAUACAUACUGUAGCAAGCAAUGCCAGAGGGCUGACUGGUCCCUACACAAGGAGAAGUGCGAUCGCAUCGCAAACAUGGAUGAGGCAACCGCAAAACGACAGCACCUCCUCCAGCUAUACAAGGAUCGACACCUCCGGACAGUCUCCAUGACAGGGCCAUCGGCGAUGGAGCUCUAUGACUAUCCCAACCUCGCAAACCGCCUCAUCAUGGUCGUCCGUCUCGACUGGCAUCGCAAGAAACGGCGCGAGGCGGCCUUCUCCGUCACGCAGAUACACUGGAUCGACCCCGUGGAUAUCGGCGGCUUAGUAGUCACUCCGUCCGAGGCACGCAUUCUUCCCGUCCUGCUAGCGCACGAACGCGAGCAUGCUCAGGCGUCCGGCAAAGCGGGCGUAUUUAUAGCGAUGUUCUGGUGUCCGGAACUGGGCAUGACGGAGACAGAGCUUAUCGCCUACGACCACAUUGAGCCCGCGGUGAUGUCGUUUUAUCAGGGUUUGGUGGACUGGGGAGAGUUCAUCAAGGAGGCGAUCAACUCGGGCAGGGUCUUCUGAUGCAUGCCGCGGAAAUCAGGCUACUUGAUUCGGGGCGCCUCAAGUUUGUGUUUGUGGGCACACCGUCUUCUCGGACUGUUGUUCCUCUGCAGUUAGAGCGGAUAGAGCUGAUGUAUCAUAUUCGUACCUUUCGAAAUAACGACGGACAGGCUCAUCAUGCAGGCGAGCAUCAGUGAACUUUGCUCACCAACUCACCAUUGGCUUGCUGUAUGAUAGGAGGCGCGAUAUCCUAUGUCUUUUGAUAAGGAUCGAUUCUUGAUUGCACGGGCCUGAGUCGAAGAAACAACUCGCGC
Molecule: messenger RNA, 1262 nt
Organism: Laetiporus sulphureus 93-53
Lineage: Eukaryota; Fungi; Basidiomycota; Agaricomycetes; Polyporales; Laetiporaceae
Exons: 3
Coding region: 175-969 (264 amino acids)
Source: RefSeq, a predicted model, not a curated record